Messenger RNA from Fomitopsis serialis, 2988 nucleotides. Its product is annotated as RNA dependent RNA polymerase-domain-containing protein. Lineage: Eukaryota; Fungi; Basidiomycota; Agaricomycetes; Polyporales; Fomitopsidaceae. The transcript is spliced from 10 exons. Gene Ontology annotation, biological process: siRNA processing. Gene Ontology annotation, molecular function: RNA-directed RNA polymerase activity. The coding region runs from base 1 to 2988 and encodes 995 amino acids. The record is from RefSeq and is a predicted model, not a curated record. Gene Ontology annotation, cellular component: nuclear RNA-directed RNA polymerase complex.
AUGCCCAGUUCGUACAGCCACCCGCGGCGAGAGAAACCCCCAUCAACUUCGAGUAUCAGCAUCAUUGCUCACGACCGCGAGGUCCAGCACAGUAUGGACGCGAAACGUAUCUCAUGGGGCGUCCAGUAUGAACUCGCGCGAGGAGUCUCCGGCGGUCGAUGGCAGUGGAGCGACGUGACGGAGGAGAGGCUAAACCGCCUGAAAGGACCGGAAAGCGAGGCGGCGCAUCUCGUCGAGCAAGUCAUGCAUGACGCCAACGUGUCCAGGAGUGUGCGUGCGGCCAGUAUACCACUCUGGGCGGAAUUGGAACGCGAGCAGGCGGCGAUCGAAGAGGGCGCGGGACGAGGACUCGGCUUACGUGGCGAGUGGAAGGGCGACCCUAACUGGUACGGAGGCAAGAUACGACAGAUCGCUAGUGUCGUGGAGGCCGGCGACGGGUUCGCCCUUCGCCUCAAACCGAUGAUGAAGCGCAAGUCGAACCGUUUCGCGCGUUACCUCGGCUCGCGCCGAAUGCUGCAAGUGAAGCUUCCGGACGACAAGCUCAUCCGCAAGAGGGGCGACGAUGUCAAACGAUUCAUGCAGAGUAGGUUCGUUCUGUGCGGGCGGGUCUUCGUAGCGUUCGCCGCGAAGGACGGCAAAGUCUUUCUGAUGGAGACAAACGAGGACUACGAGCGCGUCGCCGACGGAGCGGAUCGCACGAGGAUGACGUUGGAAGACCUCGUUCAAUGGCACAACCCGAUGGAUCUGAACAGCAAACAGCCCGUUACGAAGUGGGUCACCCGCUUUGACCUCGGGUUAUCCGAUACAGUUCCAGCACUCGCAUUCGAGGGCGAGGGAAUCGACAUUUUCUAUAUCGAUGACAAGACUGCUCCCCACGUCGGCGAAAAAGUACCCGCAGAGAAGAUCCUGACGGAUGGCUGUGGUUUCAUGAACUGGGCAGCUCUUGCUGCUAUUGCUCGAGCGUUCAGGUACACACGGUUUCCGACUGCUGUCCAAGGACGCUUCGCCGGCACGAAAGGUGUCUGGACUCUUCAUCCCGAGGAUCGAUCACCAGACGUUCCGCCCAAAAUAUGGAUCAGACCGUCACAGCGAAAAAUCCAGCAUGGACGGCUCGAGCCGUCUCACCGCAUCUUCGAGUUAGUCGCACCUCCCCGUGUUUCUAUCCCGUCGCGUCUGUCGCGACACACGGUCAUGGUCUUGUCGCACAACGGCGUUCCCGACAACAUCCUCAUCAAUUUGAUGGCUGCGGGAAUAGAGAGCGAAGUACAAGCCCUGAGCUCAUUCGAUGAUCUGCACCUCCUUCGCGCGACGGUAGCUGAGGUUGGUCGCAUCUUUCCUGCCCGGCUGCAGCGCCUUGCGUCGGGGUCGGCGCGUCUUUUCGGGCUUGGGCGUGAGUGGGGCCAGGAAGCGGACGAAGACGAUGAUGUCGACGAUUUGGAACAAAUCGGGUCGGUUAGUCUAGUAGACCGCAACGAAUACAGCGGCGACCCGAUUAAGGUUCAUGAACGGGCUUGUGAGAUGAUCGCAGCGGGCUUCCGGCCGCAGGAGAACCCGAUUUUGUUCAAGUGUCUGCGAGACAUUGUCUCUUACAGGAUCGCUGAACUCAUCAAAGAAUACCAUAUCACUGUACCAAAAUCCGCAGAUGCAUUCAUUAUUCCAGAUCCUUAUGGUGUCCUUGAACCUGGGCAAAUUCAUUUCAAGUCUUCAGAAAACCUCAAAGAUCCCCUUGAUGGUUCUGGAGCAAACAUGAUCACAGGCAAUGUUUUGAUAUAUCGCAAUCCAGCUCGACUCCCAGCUGAUAUCCAGAAGGUCUCUGCAGUGAUCCAUCCACAGCUCAGUGACUACACAGAUGUCAUCAUAUUCCCUACCAAGGGACCCAGAUCUAUGGCCAGUCUCCUGGCUGGAGGAGAUUAUGAUGGAGACACAUGUGUCUGCAUCUUUGAUGAGCUUUUAGUACAGUCUUUUGGGGGCUCUCCUAUUACAGAUGCCCCAACUGACUUCCUGAAGAACAAUUUUGAGUCACAAGACAACAUCUUGCAGAUAGCUGAUGUUCUCUCAGAGAUGAGAAUAGGGUCUAUCAGCACAAGAGUGUCUCCUUUACAGGAGGCACUCUUGGUUGGUAUGAUCAGUCCCAAUGUGGGACAAUAUUCCAUCUUCCAUGAGAAUACAGGAUACCUGUAUGGUCUUGCAGACAAGAGAAGUCUGCACAAUGCAUGGAUGUUCAAUACUGUACUUGACUCGAAGAAAACAGGCCUGACAGUCAAACGAAGUGUCCUUGCUAGGGACACGAAGGACUAUGGUCAUGCACAGCCACAUUGCAUGACACCUGCAGUGAGUGAGGAUGUGGUUGAGUCGGGUAGCUUUGGGCAUGGCCGGCCUUGCCCCAAACGUGACCCAACUCUUCCGACAUUCAUACUGGAUGAAAUUUUGAGUGCAGGGAAGACCCUCGAGAUUCGCUACCUCAAGGAAUUCGAAGCAUCGCAGCACCAAAACCAGCAUUGCGAUCACGAUCUUCUCAAACCCUGGGAGGAUCAAUUGGCAUGGGCCACGAGGUUGCGCGAGGAGAAAGGGUACACCGACCCCGAACAUGAGCUACAGCGGAUCCCCACCCACGUCAGCGAACACCGUCGAAACUGGCUGAGCGCCGUCCGCGCCGGCGAUAAAUCGAGGACCACGCUGGCGCCAGACGGAUCGAAGGGAUCAUUGCCAGCCGUGAAGCCAUCCGAACGGUUCAGAGAGGUGGCAAAGUCAUUCGCCGACGGACCCGCCGACAUCGUCUUUCACGACGCCAGGACAAUGUCGACACUCAAGGCAUCAUAUGCCUAUACCAUGCACCCGAAGUUCGCAUUCUCUGUCGCAUUCUACGACCUCUGCAGGAUCAAGGCGGAAUCGCUCGGCAUUGCGCCGCAGACGCGAGAGUUCGCGGACAUGAUGACGGUGCCCUCAUCGGCGAGGCGGAUACUCUUGCAGAAGGCAUCGGGUCUGUAA